Molecule: messenger RNA, 4803 nt
Organism: Vicugna pacos (alpaca)
Lineage: Eukaryota; Metazoa; Chordata; Mammalia; Artiodactyla; Camelidae
Gene: SIDT1
Product: SID1 transmembrane family member 1
Biological process (GO): RNA transport
Cellular component (GO): plasma membrane; lysosome
Molecular function (GO): double-stranded RNA binding; RNA transmembrane transporter activity
Source: RefSeq, a predicted model, not a curated record
CGCCGACUUCGAUCGCAUCUACAGCGGGGUGGUGAGCCUCAGCACCGAGAACAUCUACUCCUUCAACUACACCAGCCAGCCCGGCCAGGUGAACGCUGUGCGGGUGUAUGUGAACAGCUCCUCAGAGAACCUCGACUACCCGGUCCUGGUCGUGGUUCGCCAGCAGAAACGGGUGCUGUCCUGGCAGGUUCCUCUGCUUUUCCAAGGACUAUACCAGAGGAGCUACAACUACCAGGAAGUGAGCCGCACCUUGUGUCCCUCGGAAGCAACCAAUGAGACAGGACCUCUGGAGCAACUGAUCUUUGUGGAUGUAGCAUCCAUGGCGCCCCUGGGUGCCCACUACAAACUGCUGGUUACCAGGAUCAAGCACUUCCAGCUGCAGACAAAUGUUGCCUUUCACUUCACUGCCAGCCCCUCUCAACCUCAGUAUUUUCUAUACAAAUUUCCUGAAGAUGUGGAUUCAGUUAUCAUUAAAGUCAUGUCUGAAGUGGCUUAUCCAUGUUCCGUUGUCUCAGUCCAGAAUAUCAUGUGCCCGGUGUACGAUCUCGACCACAAUGUGGAAUUUAAUGGUAUCUAUCAGUCCAUGACCAAGAAAGCUGCCAUCACACUACAGAAGAAGGAUUUUCCAGGCGGGCAGUUCUUUGUGGUGUUUGUGAUAAAGCCUGAAGAUUAUGCUUGUGGAGGAUCUUUCUUCACCCAGGAAAAGGAGAACCAGACCUGGAAUCUACAACGUGCAAAGAACCUUAAAGUGACCAUCGUUCCUUCCAUUAAAAAAUCCGUUUAUGUGAAAUCCAUUCUUCUCAGUUUCCUCAUCUUCCUCUCCUUCUACUUGGGAUGCCUGUGUGUUGCGUUGGUUCAUUUUAUCAGGUUUCAGAGAAAAUCCAUUGAUGGAAGUUUUGGUUCCAAUGAUGGCUCUGGAAAUAUGUCAGCGUCACAUCCCAUUGCUGCCAGCACCCCUGAAGGAAGCAAUUAUGGGGCAAUAGAUGAGUCCAGCUCCAGUCCGGGCAGGCAGGCAUCCUCCUCCGACGGCGGGCAGCCGUGCCAGUCGGACUCCGACAGCUCCGUGGAGGAGAGUGACUUCGACACCAUGCCAGACAUUGAGAGUGACAAGAACGUCAUCCGGACUAAGACGUUUCUUUACCUGUCAGAUCUGUCCAGGAAGGACCGGAGAAUUAUCAGCAAGAAAUAUAAGAUUUAUUUUUGGAACAUCAUUACCAUCGCUGUGUUUUAUGCACUGCCCGUGAUCCAGCUUGUCAUCACCUACCAGACAGUGGUAAAUAUCACCGGCAACCAGGACAUCUGCUACUACAACUUCCUCUGUGCUCACCCCUUGGGCGUCCUGAGUGCCUUCAACAACAUCCUCAGCAACCUGGGCCACGUGCUCCUGGGCUUGCUCUUCCUGCUGAUAGUCUUACGCCAGGACAUUCUCCAUCGAAGAGCCUUGGAAGCCAAGGACAUCUUCGCCAUGGAGUAUGGGAUUCCCAAACACUUUGGUCUCUUCUAUGCUAUGGGGAUCGCACUGAUGAUGGAAGGAGUGCUCAGUGCUUGUUACCACGUCUGCCCUAAUUACUCCAACUUCCAAUUCGACACCUCCUUCAUGUACAUGAUCGCCGGCCUGUGCAUGCUUAAGCUCUACCAGACGCGCCACCCGGACAUCAACGCCAGCGCCUACGCCGCCUACGCCUCCUUCGCGGUGGUCAUCACGCUCACCGUCCUCGGAGUGGUGUUUGGGAAAAAUGACAUCUGGUUCUGGAUCAUCUUCUCUGCAAUCCAUAUUCUGGCUUCUCUGGCCCUCAGCACCCAGAUCUACUACAUGGGUCGUUUCAAGAUAGAUUUGGGGAUCUUCCGGCGCGCCGCUAUGGUGUUCUACACGGACUGCCUCCAGCAGUGCAGCCGGCCUCUGUACACGGACAGAAUGGUGUUGCUCGUCGUGGGCAAUCUGGUUAACUGGUCCUUUGCCCUCUUCGGACUGAUCUAUCGACCGAGGGACUUUGCUUCCUACAUGCUGGGCAUCUUCAUCUGUAACCUGCUGCUCUACCUGGCCUUCUACAUCAUCAUGAAGCUUCGCAGCUCCGAGAAGGUCCUCCCAAUCCCACUCUUCUGCAUCGUGGCCACCGCCGUGGUGUGGGCUGCCGCCCUGUAUUUUUUCUUCCAGAAUCUCAGCAGCUGGGAGGGAACCCCAGCCGAAUCCCGGGAGAAGAACCGCGAGUGUAUCCUGCUGGAUUUCUUUGACGACCAUGACAUCUGGCACUUCCUCUCUGCGACUGCCCUGUUUUUCUCAUUCUUGGUUUUGUUAACCCUGGAUGAUGACCUGGAUGUGGUUCGGAGAGACCAGAUCCCUGUCUUUUAAGCAUCCAGCAUUAAGAGCAGGGAGUGGGAGUGAUCGAUCUUGGUGCUGUUUCAUGAAAAAUACAGGGACUGCAGCAAAGUAACCACUGCCAAAUGCUCCGCGGGUCCUCUGUCGGUCAGCUCUGUACACAUUCACACAGAGAGGAGAAAUGCUACAGGGCGACCCAAACCAGCAAGAAGGGAGGCAGAAGGGAAGCCAUGGCUGUGGGUAGACGCAAGCCCUGCAGAGCCGAGACAUUCACCACCCCUUGCAUCACGACUCAGACAUGGACAAAAGCUGCAUCAAAGUCGGCGCUCUGUCCUGGGACUCCUCCCACCCUCACCUGAGACUUGCAGCCACAGGGGAAUCAUGCUGCUCUCUUGUCUCCAGCUGCCUCCCUGCCCAGAAAGGCCAGUACCUCCAAUUUCCUGCCCAGAAACUCAGGGCCGGCCCCCUGGGCCGGCACCUCUGUAACAUCUGCUGCUCUAGACGUCCCAGAACACAAGCCCGCUUCUCCAAGGUCCUGGGAUGAUGGGACUCCUUGCAGUCUGGUAGAGGGCGGACCCAAGGCCCUACCCACCUGGGAUAGACGAUAGCACAGCCCUUCACCUCUUCAGCAGGAGUCAGGAGUGCUGUAUGCAUCCCUCUGGUUCCCAACCACAUGAGGACUGACUCCAGGGCCAUGCUGCACACUCCUGGCGGGUAACUGUCUCCGGGACCAAGGCGUGGGCACUUCCCUGUUCCUUGGUGUCUUCAUGUCACCGUUGUGUGCUGACCCCAUGACUCAGGCUCUGCCUUCUUAAGAAGGCCCUAUUAGUCCACCAACGAGCUCUACAGGGAAGGAGAAACCAGAAACCCCUUCCAGCAACAGGAGGAACAAGAGAAAUGACCAAUAGCACUAAGAGACUGGUGACAUUAGCAGCAAGCAAACAGGCCUCACCCUAAGGCCGGGGCUUCUGGAGCAGAUGCAGCGAAGGCAGCAGCAUUUCCUCGUGCCUCCAAUCCAAACAGCUCAUUCUGUGCCCGCAUCACCCUUGCGGAAGGAAUAAGUGUUCUAACCAGGGGAACCGCACUAGGGCUCCUGUACCACCGGCCAAGCCCCCCUCUCUGCUGUUUUAUGCAGAUGGGGGGCUCCAGACUGGCUCCGAAGUUCUCUCUGGAAGUCACUCUCAGGGGGAAUGCAUUCCACCCUCCUCUCCAUUUGCAAAGAACAUGGCUGAUUUAGGGUUGUCUCUUUGUUGCAACUGAUUCGCAUCCUCUCCCUAGUACAUGUGAAAAAGCUCAGCAUCCCACUCCACUCUGUCUGCCCCCAGGAAGUCCUAUUUUGACCAGAUUCCCUUGUUACCUACAGGGUGAUGUCAUCAGAAAAUUGACGUACAAAUGUGCACACAUGAUAUAUUUGCCUGUGAAAUUGAAGUCCCCUGUCACUUCUCCUUUCCUGACCCUGCACUAGAGAAACCUAUCAGCCACUCUUUUAAAAUAUAUUAGUCUUUCCCUAAAAUAUUUGCAUAAUGUUCAAAAACACUUUUUGGAAGGCUGAAUAGCAAACUUGCCCUGAUUUUUAAAAACAAAGAUAUUUUCAAUGAAACAUCGUGUGAUUUUUUUUCCCAGAAUGCCCCCAAAUUUGUAAUUGGUCUUCUGUUACUCUUCAUUCCUUAAAAAUUGCUGGCUUGCAUAGGCCAUAUAAAGGCCACCUAUUAAAUGGUUCCAUUAGUCUAACAUCUAACACAAAUUUCGAACCUGUUUAACUUUCGCUGAUUUGACCUAACUCAUUUAUUUUUAGAUAAUAAUAAAUUUUAAAUUUAAUUAAAAGUUUCAAAUCAAAAAAAAAAGGAAGAGGAAAUCUGAACAACAAAAUCUGUGCAAGUAGCCCUGUGCCUGAAGUAAACACAUUGUAGGACAUGCUACCUGUUUGGUAACUUGUUUGGGAAAUAUGUCCAUAGAAAUGGGGAGGGGACCCUGUAGAAAUGGAUGGAUUGUGCUGUUGUAUUUUUUUUCUGGAUGUUUUUCGACAAUGUCUUGUUCUAUAAACUCACACAUUGUGGUCAGCUUUGUUCUCAGCAGCAGGACUAAAAACCCAACCCUGCUCUUAUAAACAUCAGUUCUAAAUGUACGUGUUGCAAGUUCUUUCUGCAACGCCGACUCCAGGUUGGAGGACACAAGGAAGCCGUUCAGCUGCAUCUGUGGGGCUGACAGGACCACGGGUGGAGGGGCAGCCAGAGUUACUCCUGGUCCCUCAUCCACAUGCAGUGCAGGCCACAUGCAGUGCAAAUUCUGUCUGUGCUCCUGGCUUCGCUCUCCAAAAGAGAAGGGAAGGAAACUGAAAGCCAAGUGCAGCAAGAGGGUAACCGGAGAAAGACAGCCACUGUGAAGAGGCUCUUGGCAAAGAGGCACCGAGUAACAAGAGCAGUCCAGCUGGCAGACAGAGACGUGGUGGACAGAGGGGCAAAACGGUGCACAUUAAAAAAAAAAAA